CAGAAAAAAAACUACGAAACCGAGUGUCAAACAGUGUAUAUAAAUAACUUUGAAUUAAUUAAUAGAUUUAUUUUUGUACUUACUUUAUUGUUAGUAUAAAUAAGUAACAUCUAUAUUGUUUAUAGUGUAACUUUUUAUUCACUGUGAUCAACGUCAUGUCUUUUUCAUUUGGUUCCAAUACUACUACACAAAGUACUGCAUUUGGUUCAGCCGCUAAACCCUCCUUCUCAUUUGGGGGUACCAAUACAGCAACCACAAGUACAGCUGGAUUUGGUGGAUUUGGAACCUCUACAACAUCUUCUGGAUUUGGAACAUUUGGGGCACCAACUAGUACAGCUACACCUUUUGGUGGGCUAGGAGCAACUCCAGCUUCAACAGCACCUAGUUUGUUUGGGGGUGCUGGAUUUGGAACUACUGCUGCUAAGCCAGGUUUUGGUACCAGUACUUUUGGUACAAAUACAUUUGGUACUGGUUCGACUUUUGGUACUGGUACAUCUACAUUUGGUAGUGCUGCUCCAAGUUUUGGUACCAAUACUCUUGGUUCCAAUACAUUUGGUGGGUCAACUUUUGGUACUGGAUCUACAUUUGGGUCAACAUUUGGUGCCAAACCGGCGACAACUGGAUUUAGUGGUUUUGGAACUGGUCUUGGAGCUAGCACAGCAUUUGGACAACAACAGCAACAAUUACAACAGCAGCAACAGGGCCCGACGACUGCACAUGAAGCCUUAGUGGCUGCUGUCUUUAACUGCUCCGUGUUUGGUGAUGAGAGAGAUCAGGUGCUUGCUAAGUGGAAUUUACUCCAAGCUCAAUGGGGGACUGGUCAAGCUUAUUACAGUCGAAAUGCAUCCGCAUUAGAGUUGAAUGAGCAAAAUCCAUUAUGCCGUUUCAAAGCAGUUGGCUACUCUAGACUUGGUGGACGAGAGGACAAGGAUGGCCAUGUAGCGAUGUUGUUUAAUAAACCUGAACAGGAUAUUAAAAAUAAUCAACAAGCAUUAACAAAUUCCCUGUCAAAUUUAUUGGGAAAUAAACCAAAUUUGGUUGUUAAUAUUGAUGCUGUAAAGGCUGUCUCAGAAUCAAAAACUCAGGUGGUGGUAUACGUAGUGGAUAAGAACGCGAGCGGGUGCCGUGUGGGUGCGUCGGAGCUGGGCGCGUUUCUGGGAGCGGGCGCGGCGCGGGCGGCUCUCACGGGCGCCGGGUGCUCCGCCAUCGCGCCCGCCACUACUCCCUCUCCCGCCGUGCGAGCACAAUACCUGCAGGCGCCACCGCCAGGUAUGGAUAUGCGGUUAUGGAAGCAGGCACAAGCGGACAAUCCUGAUCCUGAAAAUUAUAUCCCUGUUCCGAUAGUCGGGUUUUCAGAGAUUAAGUUUCGUGCACGCUGCCAGUCAGAAGAAGCGAAGCUCCAGGCUAGCUGGCUGCGUCGCACCGCCGAUACGCUCGCAGAACUACGCACACGUCGUGCGGCUUCCGGAGCUCGUCUUGCGCACAUGACUGCUCGUUUGCACGCUCUGCGUCACACGCUACUUCAGGUGAUCUCGCGACAGGAGGUGACGGGCCGUGUGGGCGCCGCCUUAGCACCGGAGGAGGAAGCUGCGCGCGCUCGGUUUCACGAACUCGCCUCGCAGCUCUCCGCGCCGCCGCUAUAUAACGGUCGUUUGAAUGAGCUUUUAUGCGCUGUUCGGCUUCAACGAAGCGCUAGCGGAGGUGCUGCGUACGAACGUUAUUCCCUGGACCCUGGUGCCCAAGAAGACGUGAAGCAAUUCCUCACAUUACAACAGCGAGGUAUGGCGCAUCUCCUGGAUACAGCUCAGAAAGAUCUCGACGCGCUCAACACUAUUGCUGAUGGCAUGUCCCGGCUCGUGCGUGCCUAAGACCCAUACAACUAUGUUUGUAUCUUAUUUGGAUAUAUAGAACAUGCUUUCUUUCUGAACCUCAUAUUAUGACGUUAGACACCUCGAUAUGGAGAGUGUGUUUCCGUCUAUGAAAAUAAAGGUCGACAUCAAAUUGUUAUAAAUAAUCUUACGCCGGUGCAUAUGGCAGAACUUUAUGUU
Achroia grisella is the source of this 2048-nucleotide messenger RNA. RefSeq names its product probable nucleoporin Nup54 (gene Nup54). Gene Ontology annotation, biological process: NLS-bearing protein import into nucleus; nuclear pore organization; protein localization to nuclear inner membrane. Gene Ontology annotation, cellular component: nuclear pore central transport channel; nuclear pore. The record is from RefSeq and is a predicted model, not a curated record. Gene Ontology annotation, molecular function: structural constituent of nuclear pore. The coding region runs from base 156 to 1868 and encodes 570 amino acids. NCBI's taxonomy places the organism in Eukaryota, Metazoa, Arthropoda, Insecta, Lepidoptera, Pyralidae. The transcript is spliced from 13 exons.